This is a messenger RNA of Adelges cooleyi (spruce gall adelgid), 2301 nucleotides long. Its product is annotated as short transient receptor potential channel 6-like. Gene Ontology annotation, molecular function: store-operated calcium channel activity; inositol 1,4,5 trisphosphate binding; protein binding. The transcript is spliced from 2 exons. Gene Ontology annotation, biological process: regulation of cytosolic calcium ion concentration; calcium ion transmembrane transport; manganese ion transport. The record is from RefSeq and is a predicted model, not a curated record. Gene Ontology annotation, cellular component: cation channel complex; membrane. Lineage: Eukaryota; Metazoa; Arthropoda; Insecta; Hemiptera; Adelgidae. Bases 1 to 2301 code for a protein of 766 amino acids.
AUGUCCCGAACGUCAAGCGAUAAUAUUGAAACUACCUCAGUCGAUUCGUAUGUAUCUGCCACAGAUAUUACCAGCAGCAACCAAUCGUUGCGCACCGUCAAACAAAAGUCGCCUAUCGAAGAAGUUCAAAAUAAAUUUUUCAAUAUGGUAAAGUCUUGUGACGUUUCGUCUGUAAACAGUAUGCUCAGCGAUCACAAAGACCUGGAUAUCAACUGCAAGAAUUAUCAUGGCAUGACGGGUUUGAACUUGGCCAUCGAGGGUAACUGCGAGCCGAUUAUAGAUAUGUUGUUGGCGCGUCCCGGACUAGAUAUCGGCGACUCGUUGAUGUACGCUAUCCAGAAUAACCGAUAUUCCAUUGUCGUCAAAUUCCUUGACAUGUUACAAGAGACCAACCCGGAGAAGGCGUUUGUCGGCUACGAACACUCCGCGGUGUACCCUCAAUACCUGACGCCACUUAUGUUGGCCGCCCAGUGCGGACUGUUCAGAAUUAUUAGCUUACUACUUAAACGGGGGCACACCAUAGCCAUACCGCACAAGCCCACGUGUGUGUGCAAAGAGGUGUGCAAAUCGCUAGCUCAACUUAACAACGGACUGGGAGCGGCCGAGACGAAGCUGUCCGUCUUUCGAGCAAUCUCUAAUCCAGCGUACAUAUCGCUGACAUCCGACGAUCCGAUAUUAACGUCGUUCCAUCUUAGCCGGAUGCUCCGGGAUCACGGUGACGUAGACAGGAUAUUCAAGUCGGACUACCAAAUACUGGACCUGCAUACUAGGUUGUUCGCGGUCAACCUGAUAGGGCUGUGUCGGUCGUCAGCCGAAGUGGAGUUGAUACUGUCUAAUCAGGAGGGUUGCACUUUCUUCGGUACGUUCCCGUAUCAUCGGUUAGUGCUGGCCAUGGAUUUGAAACAAAAAGAGUUCGUAGCACACGCGUACGUCCAACAGACGCUGGAGAAGGCGUGGGCCGGUGACUGGUACGAAUGGAAGCGCUUGGGACCGUUAUACAAGAGUUAUAUCGUGCUGCCUCGGAUAGUACUGCUACCUUAUAUUAUGCUGCUCUAUUUGCUGGGGCCGUACACGAAACGCGGCCAACACUACGCGUUGCCUGUCAACCGGAUGCUCAAUUAUUUGGCCUCGUACGUCGUGUUUCUUGUGUUACUCACGUACGCCAACAACCUAGACAAGACGCAGGCGAAUCAAAACUCCAUGUAUAUCGUCGCGCUCAAGUGGGCGCUUUUUGUGUAUUUCAUAUCGUUCGUGGCGCGUAUCUUCAGAUUGGUGUGUGUACAAGGGCCCAAACGGUAUUUCCGCAUGCUGUGGAACGUGUACGAUUGCGUCAAGCUCGCCGUUUUUGCGGUAACGUUUGUCUGCUGGGGCCUGUCGUACGUCAACAGUGGCAAGGCCGCAGUCGACGACAACUCGAUUACUACGGUUGACCCGAAUGACCGCCGUUAUUGGCACUGGACCAACCCUGUGUUGAUCGCCGAGGGCAUGUUGGCUAUUGCCACAGUCAUGUCGUAUCUGCGAUUAUUGUUUCUGUGUCAGCUCAGUUAUGCGCUGGGCCCAAUGCAGGUUUCGCUGGGCAAAAUGACCACCGACUUCUCGCGGUUCGCCAUACUGUUCGGUAUUAUUAUACUGGCUUUCACCGCAGGCCUGUGCCGGCUUUACCAGUACUACGACGGAAUGACACAGGUCAAUCCCGUCAACGGUCGUGAGAUAACACAAGACGAUUCAUUCGUCAGCGUGUACUCGACGCUGAAGACACUGUUCUGGGGUAUAUUUUGCAUGACGUCGUCCACGGCCGGGUCGGUUAUCAUCGAGAACAACGGCGCGAACGACAUGACAGCAGCACUCGAGGAAAUGCCGGAGGUCAACAACCACUAUGUCACGCAAGCGGUGGGCACGUUGUUGUACGCGAUAUUCGAAACGCUGUCGGUGAUAAUCAUGCUGAACAUGCUAAUCGCCACCAUGACCAACACGUUCCAGAGGGUCACGGGUAACUCGUACAUCGAAUGGGUGUUCGGUCGCACCCAAGUUUUCCUAUCGUUUUCCGUGCACACCGAUCUUCCACCACCGCUGAAUCUGAUUCCGUCGCUGCGUUGUUUCGUGGAUACGUUCAGUUGUCUGUGCAAGUGCUGCAAGGCGGGCGCCAAGGGCUUCAUGAACAUGGUAACGUCCAAAGCUAACCAGAAGAAAGGGAAUUCUGAAGACCUAUACAAAAAUCUCAUGAGCAAACUGCUAAAAAGAUAUUUUCGAAACAAAUUAACAGAAAACGUAGUCAGAAAAUGUAGUCCAUUGUACAGUUAA